UUUUCCCCUCUGCAGCAGCCCGGGAAAGCGUUGAAGCUGGCCAGCACAAUGGGAAAAAAGCAGAACAAGAAAAAGGUGGAAGAGGUGCUGGAGGAGGAGGAGGAGGAAUACGUGGUGGAAAAAGUCCUGGAUCGGCGCGUGGUGAAGGGAAAAGUGGAAUAUCUGCUCAAGUGGAAGGGCUUCUCCGACGAGGACAACACCUGGGAGCCUGAGGAGAACCUGGACUGCCCGGAUCUGAUCGCGGAAUUCCUGCAAUCCCAAAAAACCGCCCACGAGAGCGAGAAAUCCGAGGGCAGCAAGCGCAAGGCAGAGUCAGACACGGAGGACAAGGGGGAGGAGAGCAAGCCAAAGAAAAAGAAGGAAGAGUCGGAGAAACCGCGCGGCUUCGCCCGAGGCUUCGAGCCGGAGCGAAUCAUCGGAGCCACGGACUCCAGCGGGGAGCUGAUGUUCCUCAUGAAGUGGAAGAACUCUGACGAGGCCGACCUGGUGCCCGCCAAGGAAGCCAACAUCAAGUGCCCGCAGGUGGUGAUCUCGUUCUACGAGGAGAGGUUGACAUGGCACUCCUACCCCUCAGAGGACGAUGACAAGAAAGAGGACAAGAACUAAAAAAAAAAAAAAAACCCUGCUGGCCCCUGCUCCGGGCAGCCUUCGGGGUUUUUUGGUGUUUUUUUGGUUUUGUUUUUUUUUUUUCGGGAAAACGAUCCAGAACUUUCGUGGGGUGUGAGCAAAGGAGGGGUUUGGAGGUGCCCUUGGAAGAGCCCCCUCCCCGCCCCCCCAGCCCGGUUUCUGUGCCCUGCAGCCGCUCUGCUCCUCUGCCGUGUCCAGAUUCCAACCAGAGAAUCCCCAUGGAAUUCCAGAU
Sturnus vulgaris (Common starling) is the source of this 859-nucleotide messenger RNA. Lineage: Eukaryota; Metazoa; Chordata; Aves; Passeriformes; Sturnidae. The record is from RefSeq and is a predicted model, not a curated record.